AUAUGGCUCUUGUGAAACUCCCAACUCCAUUCCUUAAACCCUUCUGGAAGUGAUAAUGAAUUCCCUUCAAACCCCUUUUCUUUCUCCUCCUCAUCCUCCUUCCCGCCAAAACCGUACCUCUCUUAAACCACGCAAAACCCCUAUAUUCACCAUUACUUGUUCAGUCAAACCAGAUCCUUGGACACUAAGUGACGGAAAUUCAAUCAAAUCAAAACCCUACAAAAGAGACCCUAAAAAACGCCUCUCAGAUGAUGAUGCUCGUCGAAUAAUUAACGCCAAAGCUCGUUAUCUUAGUGUAUUAAGAAGAAAUCAAGGUUCACAAGCUCAAACGCCCAAAUGGAUUAAGAGAACUCCUGAACAAAUGGUACAGUUUUUGAAAGAUGAUAGAGAUGGACAUAUUUAUGGGAAACAUGUUGUUGCUGCAAUUAGGGUUGUUAGGAAUUUGUCAACCAGGGUUGACGGCUCUUAUGAUAUGAGGCAAGUUAUGAGUUCCUUUGUUACUAAAUUGACAUUUAGAGAGAUGUGUAUUGUUUUGAAGGAGCAGAAAGGUUGGCGACAAGUUCGAGAUUUCUUUAAUUGGAUGAAGUUGCAGCUAUGUUACCGUCCCAGCGUGAUCGUCUACACCAUUGUUUUACGUAUAUACGGCCAAGUUGGAAAGAUCAAACUCGCUGAACAAACAUUUCUGGAAAUGCUUGAAGCAGACUGUGAAGCAGAUGAAGUGGCUUGUGGGACUAUGUUAUGUGCAUACGCUAGAUGGGGGCGCCAUAAACCUAUGCUGUCUUUCUAUUCUGCAGUUCAAGAACGUGGAAUCGUACCUUCUGUUUCAGUUUUCAAUUUUAUGAUCUCGUCUUUGCAGAAGAAAUCACUGCACACCGAGGCUAUCUAUUUGUGGAGACAGAUGAUGGAUGUAAAGGUGGCCCCCACUCAUUUCACCUAUACGGUGGUUAUUUGCUCAUUCUCAAAAGAAGGUCUUGUCAGAGAGGCCUUUGAGACAUUCUAUGAAAUGAAGAAAUCAGGAUUCACCCCAGAGGAAGUUACUUAUAGCCUUCUCAUCACUUUAAGUGCUAAACACGGGAAUCAAGACGAAGCAUUGAAGCUUUACCAAGAAAUGAGAUCUCUGAGAAUCAUUCCUAGUAACUAUACUUGUGCUUCACUUUUAGCUUUAUAUUACAAAAAUGGAGACUAUCCUAAAGCCCUAGCUCUUUUCUCGGAGAUGGCGAAGUGUAAGGUGGUUGCAGAUGAAGUUAUAUAUGGUUUACUUAUUAGAAUAUAUGGCAAACUCGGCCUUUACGAGGAUUCACAAAAAACAUUCGAAGAGAUUGAGCAGUUAGGGAUUCUCACUGAUGAGAAAACGUUUGUGUCUAUGGCACAAGUACAUUUGACUGCGGGAAAGUUUGACAAAGCGUUAAAUGUUUUGGAUCUUAUGAAGUCUAGGAACAUUAUGUUCUCUAGGUUUGCUUAUACUGUCUUACUCCAGUGUUAUGUUGCGAAGGAUGACGUGGGGUCCGCCGAACUUUCUUUCCAGUCUUUAUACAAGACUGGGCUUCCAGAUGCAUCCUCCUGUAAGGAUAUGCUUAGCCUAUAUAUGAAACUUGAUCUUCCUGAGAAGUCCAAGGCAUUCGUUGUUCAGUUAAGAAAAGAUCAAGUACAAUUUGAUGAAGAACUGUACAAGAUGGUCAUGAAAAUGUUUUGCAACCAUGGCAUGUUAGAAGAUGCCAAGCAAUUAACAGAAGAGAUGGGACAGAGUUCGGUUGCGAUGAGUAGCAAUUUCUUACAGGCAUUUUUGAUGAUUCUGUGUGGAAAAUCCAAGACAGUUGAGAUAGCAGAGGAUAGUUCUGUUACUCUAGAUCUUCCUGACAGUAUGGCACUUGAACUGUUGAUUAGUCUAUAUUCUGUAGAUGAUCCUACCACUGAGAAGAUGCAAACCCUGAAAGAUUUGCUGCAGACCUCUGUUGGCUUGUCAAUAGCUAGCCAACUUAUAAGCAAAUCAAAUAGGGAAGGUAAUUCAUCUAAAGCCAAGUUUCUCUAUAAUGAAGUAAUCAAGCUAGGUCAUAGACCUGAGGAUGCAGCAAUUGCUUCUAUGAUCAAUCUAUAUGGAAAGCUAAAGCAAUUGGAUAAAGCCCAGGAAGUGUAUGCAGCUGCUGCAGAUUUCCCUGCUUCAAUGAAACGAGUAUAUAGUUCUAUGAUUGAUGCAUUUGCCAAGUGUGGUAAACUGGAAGAAGUAAGCUGGAUGUAUGACGAAAUGGUCAAGAAAGGGCAUAACAUAGAUGCUGUACUGAUCAGCAUGGUUGUCAACACUUUGACCACUUACGGCAAGCUGGGAGUGGCAGAUGGAAUUAUCCGCAAAAGCUUUCAGGAACAUGUGAAGCUUGAUACCAUAGCAUACAAUACAUUUAUCAAGGCCAUGUUAGAAGCUGGUAAGUUGCAUUUUGCAACCAGCAUCUUCGAUCGCAUGAUUUCUAAUGGAGUUAGUCCAUCAAUUCAGACAUUUAACACAAUGAUUAGUGUGUACGGCCGUGGUCGAAAGCUGGACAAGGCUGUGGAGAUGCUUAGCAUGGCAAGGGAUUUGAAUAUCUCAUUGGAUGAGAAAGCAUACACUAACAUGAUUAGCUAUUACGGGAAGGCUGGUAAGUGCCGUGAGGCUUCUCAAUUGUUCAUCCAAAUGCAGGAAGAAGGGAUACAACCCGGGCAGGUUAGCUACAAUAUUAUGAUCAAUGCAUAUGCUAUUGUGGGACUCUCUGAUGAAGCUGAGAAACUUUUCCAAGCCAUGCAAAAAAAUGGUUGCUCCCCUGAUUCCUUCACCUACCUAGCCCUAAUACGAGCUUACACAAAGUGCGGUAAAUACUCAGAAGCAGAGGAAAUUCUUGAUGAAAUGAAGAGAACAGGAAUCUCUCCUUCCCUUGUACAUUUCAACCAUGUAUUGCGUGCGUUUACGAAUGCGGGAUUAAUGGGUGAUGCUGAAAGGGUCUAUAGAGACCUCAAAUGUGUGGGAUUGGAUCCUGAUCUAGCAUGUGAAAGGACGAUGCUGAGGGGUUAUAUGCACCACGGAUAUACCAAAGAAGGCAUCUCUUUCUUUGAAAGGAUAAGCAACUUUGUGGAACCAGAUACUUUUAUCAUGAGUGCAGCUGUGCACCUGUACAGGUCAGCUGGAAAUGAGAUAAGAGCUGGGGAAGUUAUGGAGUCUAUGAAUAAGAUGGGGGUCUCAUUUUUGUGGAAGCUGAAAAUUGGUUCUAAAAUGGAAGCAACUUGAGAUCUAAUGUAGUAAACUGCGGAACAGGCUUCUUAAAAACAUGAGAAAGGAGAAGUGUUAUGGACUCGGGCAAUCACCUCCUCUCAGCAUUACACAAUUGGUGGAAGUAAUGAUGAAGGGAGUCAGUCAUCACAGAGGCCAAACAGAUGCUGUGUACGGAAUCACAGCUCUAUGGACGCCUAAUGAUGGUUACAACAGUUACCUUUUAGCAACUCAUGAAGAUAAAUUGACCCCAAGAGCAAAUAACAGGAAAUAUGAAGUCCGAACAAACUGGGAACUUCAGUUAAAAUUAGAAGUUGGUUUUCACCGAUGCGUUUGAAACUAAAACAUCGUGAUUGCACUCCUAAAAUGUCCCCCGACCACACCACAUCUUUCUGCACACUGAUGAAGUGUUAAGUGCACAUGCGAUUGUUGUAAACCCAAUUUAACAUCUUUCUAGCUUCUAUAUAUGCCACUUCUUUCUGUUUUACCAUGUAAAUAAAAAUGUCGAAAGCACAUGUUAGAAAUAUAAGUUGGUGUAUCACCUAACUGUACUUUUUAUUUUGCUACAAAGUGUAAUAAUUCAUCGUUGUUUUUU
Molecule: messenger RNA, 3827 nt
Organism: Papaver somniferum (opium poppy)
Lineage: Eukaryota; Viridiplantae; Streptophyta; Magnoliopsida; Ranunculales; Papaveraceae
Product: pentatricopeptide repeat-containing protein At5g27270-like
Exons: 9
Coding region: 56-3250 (1064 amino acids)
Molecular function (GO): protein binding
Source: RefSeq, a predicted model, not a curated record